GCUCCUGGAAACGUUGUCUGCUUCUGUCUUCUGUGCGAUGAGAGGCGUAUGCUCAUUGUGUUGUGAUCCGUCCCCAUAGACAUCGUUUUGAGGAAGAGAGGAGGAAGAAAAAGAUCACAAACACAGGAAAGGGAAAGAGACCGGAAUCAACUCCCCACCAGCAACCGUGGCCAUCCGAACCAAGAUAUGGAGGAGCUGCACAAUCUUCCAUACGGAAACAGGCUUAACUUCCUACGGACGAGGGGGAAGAAUCGCUACGCUUUUCAUCACGAGGAACCCGAUCUCCAUGACCGUAGGUUUGACGGCUAUCAAAUUUCUGUUGUUGAUGAGCGCACCACGGAAAGAGUGAAGUAUACACUUCCAGGAGAUGGCUGGUCCGUCAAGGCAGAGCUCUUUCCACUGCGAGAGCUAAUGUACACCUUUGUUGAGCAGAUAAAUGUUCGACUUUGUCAGCUUGAAUUUCGAUUCGGGGAGAAGGUCUUAACUCUAAAUUCCACACCGCAAUCCCUUGGUAUGACAGCCACGGGCGAAAAUGUAAUCUCAGUGCGGGCCGUCACUUCAUCGUACGAUGAACGCGUCGGCUGCUUCACCCGUCUUAACCGGAUGGGCAAAGUGUCUGUGGGUGUUGGUCCACACCAGGGAGACGUUUUUGGCACUGACUUGUUGCCUCGGAUCCUCGAGUAUGCUGGGCUUGAGACAUUGGCGGCUGCAUGCCAGGUGUGCCGUCACUGGUUCCACGUUGCCCAAAGGUUCUCCGUGUUGGUUCAGCUUCAAGAUGGUGAUGCGGAUUCUUGGCAGCACAACCAAAAGUAUCCUCUUUUGCUCCAUGAUGGAUGCAGGCAUUCCUUCAAUGUGGCUCUCUGCCAAGCUUCGGAGGCUUCUGGCACAAACGCCAACGAAAUCAGGUGGAACUCCACUACUAUGCUAAAGGAAAAGACUGUCAGCUUUGGCUACUGCAAGGCUGCCGGGUGCAGAGUACUCAAAACUGUCGAGAUGCAGUCCAUCACAAGGGAUUUGGAAUCCAAGUGGGAGGCCCUGAAUAAUGCCAAAACAGCCUUCAUGAGGUACGUCGAAUCGGCUCAGGCGGCAACCGAGGGCGACCAAAAGAAACACGCCCACAAGGCGACUGGACAAACGCAAGACUUUCCACCUGAAGGCGAAGCAGGCAACGGCUUCAUCGCCGAGGCGCGCGAUUGGAGAUACAAGAACUGCGCCGUGGAGCUCUACCGACGUUACUUCAGCCCAGAUAUGUUUUUCAUAUUUCCGCUCAUUGUGAACUCAGAGGCAGCUUUUGGACUUGAUUUUUCCAGUUGUGUGACGAGCCUCAUUUUUGGAGAACUGUCUGAUGAUGAAGCUCAACCAAGGGCAAACAGGAUGCAGAGGCUGAUGAAUCGGGCCAACCCGGUUCGUCGCCCGCUCACUGCCGACGGCCUGCCCAGGCCGCUGGGUUCCGUGUCCUGGCGCAUCCACGACGCCACCGAAGUUGCUGCUGUCGGCACUGGCUUUGGUCCAGGAGCCAUGGAUAGCAUGGAUGCAGCCCCCCUGGAUGCAGCCCCCCUGGUUAUGAUGAAUGGUUCCAAGCCACAGAUUAUUUUGGAGGUGUUGUUCAUUGCAGUUUGGGAGGGUGAUCGUGGCGGUGAGUAUGGAUCAUCGCUUGUGGCUUCUCUGGAGUCCAAGGUCACUCAGUAUGCCAAGUCACAAGGGCUCCGAUCCGCUCUCAUGUAUGUAGAGGUUGGCUACGAGCAACCCAAGGCAAAGGUGUUCUGGGGCAACAACGGCUUUUCUCCGGUGGUUGACAAAGCACAGGGCAUCCAUACCCAAGAUGAUCUCUUGACUGGGCGGAUGGUGGCCCUUGAAGAUUGGCAGUUGGGCUUCAUUGAUCGACGUUGUCUGAGGUUCAAAGAUACCGUGCAAUACGCCAAGACGGUACUUGUCGAAUAAAAAGAGAGUAGAGCCACUUGUUCUGAGGGCAUGUAAGGCGUAUUUGGCGAUGUCGAAUCACUUACUCCAGAGCAGAGCAGAGCAGAGUCUAGUUAAUAAAAAUAAAAAGAAUACUAAAAGUCAAUGAGUUUCCUGACCG
Molecule: messenger RNA, 2080 nt
Organism: Seminavis robusta
Lineage: Eukaryota; Bacillariophyta; Bacillariophyceae; Naviculales; Naviculaceae
Source: the annotation of a GenBank genome assembly